This is a messenger RNA of Malassezia japonica, 4875 nucleotides long. RefSeq lists its product as uncharacterized. NCBI's taxonomy places the organism in Eukaryota, Fungi, Basidiomycota, Malasseziomycetes, Malasseziales, Malasseziaceae. The record is from RefSeq and is a predicted model, not a curated record. The transcript has a single exon. Bases 1 to 4875 code for a protein of 1624 amino acids. Gene Ontology annotation, molecular function: small GTPase binding; actin binding. Gene Ontology annotation, biological process: mitotic actomyosin contractile ring assembly; actin filament bundle assembly; barbed-end actin filament capping. Gene Ontology annotation, cellular component: cell division site; mating projection tip.
AUGGAGACACUCUUCGGCCGCAAGCGGCGCACACAGAAAGACGAUGCGAAUGUGCUGCGCGCCGGCCUCGAAGAGGGCCGGACGAGCACCAGCAGCAUGCGUGACGUGCCGACCAUCUCGCCUGUGCGCGCGUCUGCCAUGCAGGGGAAAAGCAGUGGAAAUGCGCACGACACGACACUGACCGAGGCGCUUGUCAAGCCGCCGUCCAUACGUGCCAUUACACCCGGCCUUGCUGCCACGGGAACGCCGCGCGACGCCGGCGCAGCGGCGCUCCGCCGCUCGGUCAUGUCGCAUCUGCCCGAGGCGCGUGCAUCGCGCCCGCCCGAUGCAGAUGUAGAGCGCAUGUUUGCCGACCUCAUGGACCGCCGUGACCUGCUGUCGAACGCUGGCACCGCACCGCUCUCGAGCGAUGCGCGACAAAACAUGAUGACAUUCAGCGUCGAGAAAAAGUGGACGCUCGUCUACAACGACCUCUUGACCGAGCAGAGCAAUGACCGCGAGCGCGAGCGGGCACGCCGUGUAUUUCCAACCAGCACACCGAGUGCGCCGGCGCCGCAGUCGACCAUGGUCCUGAUGCGCAACUCACCAGAGUGGUUCAUCAAGAAGUUUAUGGACGGCACAGUGACGAGCAAGCAUAUCGAGUCACUUGCGGUCACACUACGUACGUGCGCCAUUGGCUGGCUGCAAAACUUUGUCGAGGCCAAAGGCACGCCGGUCCUCUCGUCCUUCCUCGCCGGGCUGCACUCGCGUGUGCCACCCAGCGGGCAGGACCUAGCGCUGGAGUACGAGGUGCUGAAAGCCUUUCGCUCGCUCUUUAACAGCAAGCCCGGCGCACACGAUGCACUGCAGCAUCCCAAGUGCAUUAGCGGCAUCACGCAGUCGCUCGUCUCGACGCAGCUCUCGACACGAAAGCAGGCGUCCGAUAUCCUCCUCUUUUUGUGCCACUGGGAGAAGCCGGAAGGGCACCGCCUUGUGCUGCAAGGAAUCGACGACCUGCGUGCGGUGCACAACCUCCCUGGCCGCUUUGACGGCUGGUUCUCUGCGCUCGAAUCUGCGCUCGACGGCCGGGGGCGCAUGGGCAGCCUCGUCGGUGCGUCGGACGAGGUGCGGCGGCUGCAGCUCACGAGCAUGCCGGAAUCAGGCCUGACGGAGUAUGUCGCCAACAACAUGUUCCUCAUCAAUGCGAUUGUGAACAGCGACAUUGUCGACUCGCUCCAGGUGCGUGUUCACCUGCGCAGCCAGAUGACGGCGAGCGGCAUCGUGCGUAUCAUGACCAAGAUGCGCGCGCUGAUGACGCCGGACCUCGAUACACAGCUCACCGUGUACGAAAAAGGCGCGGCGGCCGACCAGGAGGAGCUCGUCGAGUCGAUGGGCCGCGAAGGCUCUGCGCUCCUCGACCCACACGACCUCUUGCAGGCGGUCCUGAGCCGCGUCCAGGACACGCGUGCGCGCGAGUUUCUGCUCAGCGCACUGCAGCAUCUCUUGCUCAUCCAGCGCGAAGGGGCCGAUUUGGUCCACUCCUACCAGCUGAUCGACUCGAUGGUGUCGACCGUCGCGAUGGACCGCAACGGCGCCGCGACACAGGGCGACCUCGAGUCCCUCCUGGGCACAUCGGUUAGCAACGUCCUCGGGCGCUUCGCCGAGCAGGACCUCCUCGAGCGCACGCAGGCUGAGCUGCGCGACGCCCGCGCACAGCUGCAGGCACGCGAAGCCGAGACGACGCGCCUACGCCACGAGCUCGAGGCGUCGCAAGGCGGCCUCGUCGGCCAGCUCCAGAGCCAGCUUGCCGAGGCGCAGCAGGACCUCGCCAUGUCGCGCGAAAAUGCCUCAGGCCUCCAGCGGGACAUGGACGAAAUGGAGCGGACGUACGUCGACCGUAUUCUUGCCCUCGAACUGGGUCUGCGCGAGUCCAACGCGCUGCUCAAGCAGCACGAAGAGAACGCCAACGCGGCCUUUGCCCAGUUCGACCGCCAGGUGUUGCGCGACUCGCUCGAGCGCCAAGUCGAACGCAGCCGCACGAUCCGCAAACUCGUCUCGACGACUGGGCGCCAGGAGCCGCUGCCCCCGCUCGACACGUCGCCGGACCCCGGGCAGGUGCCCCGCUUUACCGGCGCGCCGCCGCUCCCGCCCGUACCGCAGGGACCGCCGACACCGACGCCGCCGACACCGACGCCGCCCCCACGCGCUCCGGAGCGCACGACGCCGACGCAGAUGGACCGCAGCAUGUCUGCCGACGCGGAGCGCAUCGGCAAGGCGGCGCUCGACCUGGACGUGUCCGACAGCAACGAGGGUACCGAGCCGCCUCCGCCGUCCUUUGAUGAGCUCGACGAAUGGAGCAUGCAGGCUGUCUUGGCCUCGGGCAUGGCAAAGAAUGCGGAUUUGCAGUCACGCAUGAAAGAGGUCCGUGCGUCGCGUAUCCGCCGCCGGAACGACUCGUCCCUGCCGGGCACGCCCGAAAAGGCGGCGCGCAUCGAGCAGGACGAGGCACCGACAGAUGAGGUACCGAUAGACGAGGCACCGGCCAAAGACGCCAAGGAAGACGUCGGCGAGGUUGCACCGCCGCCACCACCGCCGCCGCCUCCUCCGCCACCACCGCCCGGCGGUGUCUCCCCGCCCCCUCCGCCGCCGCCGCCACCGCCGCCGCCUCCUGGCACGGCCGACAGUGGGAUUCCGCCGCCGCCGCCGCCACCGCCUGCGCCCGGUGCACCCCCCGCGAAUGCAUCGCUCAUGGCGCAGCUGCGUGCGCGCGUGAGCUCCAAGGGCGAAGGGGAGCCGAAAGACCGCUCGUCGCUGAUGGACGUGCGCACGAGCUUUGCGUCUGAGUCACUGGGCCCUGCUGGCCCCGUGCACGCCCCGCCUGCCCCGCCGCUGCACGGCGCAAUGCCCGGGAACUUGCGCAAGAGUGUGCUGGACAUGGCCAAGGGCCGCAUGAAGCAGGUGCAAUGGGACAAGCUCUCUGCGGAGCAUGCGUCGGCCACCGUCUGGGGCAAGACAGGCGUGGAUGAGGAGACGCUCCGCGACCUCUUUCUGCACCAAGGUGUCUUUAAUGAAAUGGAGGAAGAGUUCAAAGCCAAAGAGGCCUCGAAAAAGGUCGCUGCCGCUGUCAAGAAGGACCAGAAAGAGCUGCAGACGCAUCUCAACUAUGCGACGCGCCAAGGCAUUGAGAUGGUGCUCAAGCGCGUCAAGAGCCGCCUUACGGACAGCAAGCAGUGUACGCCCGAGGAGGUUGCGCACCUCAUUAUCCAAUGUGACCCCCAGGUGUGCGACCAAAGCAUCCUCACCGAGCUUCUGCGGUACUACCCCGAGUCCGAGACCAAGGGCCGGUUGGGCGAAUACAAGAAUGCCUCGGACGAGCAGCUGCGUCUGCUGCACCCUGCCGACCGUCUGGUGGUGCUGCUGAUGACGGUCCCUCAUUUGAAGGACAAGGUCAAGGGCCUGCUGUACAUGUCCAAGUAUGCCGACACCAUCGAGCUGAUCCGUACCGGACUCACGCGUAUCCGCCGCGGCUCGGAGGCGAUGAUGAAUGCGCCCAAGUUUGCACAGCUCCUCUCGAUCGUGCUCAUGUUUGGCAACUACCUCAAUGCAACCGGUAUCAAGGGUGGUGCGUACGGUUUCCGUAUCAGCAGCAUCAACAAGCUCGUCGAUACCAAGGCCGGCGACGGCACGACGCUCUUGCACUUUGUCGAGCGUACUGUCUCGCAGCACUUCCCCGAGCUUGACGGGUUCACCGAGGAGCUCACGGCGGCGACAGAGGCGUGCCGCGUCCAGCUCCUGGACCUCAAGCACGACCUCGCCGAGCUCAAGUCGGGCAACACACAGCACAAGAAGGAGCUCGAUCGUCUGCUCGGCGAGCACGAAGAAAACCUCGAGGAUCCCUACGCCAAGAUCAUGCUUCCUUUCCUCCAACAGACGACCAACGAGCUCUCGCGGCUCAACGACCAGAUUCAGCACACGGAGCGCGUCUUUUGCGAUGCACUGCGCUUCUACGGCGAGGGUCCCGACCCCAUCCGCCGCGGCUUUGUCGCGCCCAAGUCCAUGCCGACCGAGGAGUUCUUUGGCAUCUUUAAAGAGUUCCUCACCGCCUACCGCAAGGUCAAGCAGGACAAUGCGGUACGAGCACAGCAGCGCGCCGCUGAGGCCGCGCGCCGCGCCGUCGCCCAGGAGCGCGAGCGCGAGCGCAAGGAGGCCAAGCAGCGCAAAGAGGCCGGUGUCAACGACAAUGCCGUGCUCGAGUCGCUCCUUGGCUCGCUGCGGGCGAGCGGCGGGACGCCGAUGCGCCAGCGCCGCAGUGCGCGCCGCAACGCGCGCAAGCCCACGGGAGAGCUGCGGCCAGAGGAUGCCGAGCCGCUUCCCGAGAGCCCGUCGAGUGUCGCUGCCGUGAUGCUUGCCAAGCUCCAGGGCCAGCCGCGCGAGGGGGCCGAGGCCGAUGCGCUGCCUGUCGCGCAGGCGACCGCUGCUGCGCGGGCCGACCGCCGCCGCGAGCGCCGCGAGCGCAACAGCGUUCCAGUGCUCAGCGACCUGCCGACGCGCACCAGCAGCCGCGCAGAUACCCUAUCUAAUUCCGGCUCGCCGCCAGCGAGCCCCGUGGAGGACGACAGCGGAGCAUUUGACUCGAUGGUCGUCGCCGAGCCUUCGUCGCUGGACGAGGACCUGUCGUCCUUCCACUCUACGCUGCCUCAUACGCCCGAGCACCUCGUGUCGAGGACGCCAGAGCGGCCGCGCACCGCGGGCACGACGCCCCGGGCGCCCUCGCCCGACUCGUUUUACGAGACACCCGAGCGUCCCUCUCAGCACCGUGGCGAUACUGGCUCGCCGUCGAGUACGCACUCGGCAGACGUCCUUGUACCUCCCUAUCGCUCCACAGGUUUUGAAUAG